Molecule: messenger RNA, 425 nt
Organism: Amoebophrya sp. A120
Lineage: Eukaryota; Dinophyceae; Syndiniales; Amoebophryaceae
Source: the annotation of a GenBank genome assembly
AGCACAAAAAUUAAUAGAUAUCAGCACGUACAACUGCGUAGAAGAAGCUAAGCAAGAUGCGUCUGCGCGGCAAUUACAUUGCUUCGCAGGUCGUCGUUGCUGCGAUCCUGCUCAGCUGUACAACUACGGCCAAAGCGCUUUCUCCGGUAGUAGGGGAAGAAGAGUAUGCGGAUGAGCCAGUACUAUCUGCGGUUCGUGGUGGCGCCCCCGCCAAGAAGCGGGGGGGGGGUCGGGGGACCUCCUCUUCCAUGAUGGAAACCGGGAUGCAGCCGCUCGGACAAGGCCAGCAACAGCAUCACGGGACUGGACACGCACGAGACCACAAACCCAACCAGCACCAGCUGCAGACAGGCGGUGGCACCUACUUUGAUCAGCACCAGCUGCAGAGAGGCGGUGGCACCUACUUUGAUCAGCACCAGCUGUAG